CCGAGUGGAGAGACGUUGGAGAGUGACAGAGGCGGAGGAGGUCGAGAAAUAGUGUGCGCUGUGCGAGUCACGCACCACGAUGGGCUAUCGACUUCACUUCGUCGAGCCGCUGGUCAUCCUCUACCUGUUCGGCCAGACCCUGUCGGGCCCUCCGACCCAAGUGUACAUCUACAACCGCAUCCUGCACGAGAUUGGGAACGGCUCGCGUAGCGCCGGCAGCGUCGACCACGGCGGGUCCGCCAAUGGCUCACACGCCAAUGGCUCACACGAGAGCUGUGGAGGGUCCAACGCCUCCGAUGACAGCUCCAAGGCGGAGGAGGAGGCGCAGGAGCAAAUGUCCCAGUUCUACCUCUACCUCUCCCUGUCGGGCUUCGUGCCCAUCAUGGCGGCCGGGCUGGUGCUGGGAGCGCUCAGCGACAACCACGGACGCCGCGUGGCGCUGAUGCUGCCCCUCGUGGGCGACAUCCUCUCCACCGUCAUCUUCAUCCUGAUCGUGCACUUCGAGCUGCCCCUGUGGAUCCUCUACAUCUCCAACGUCCUCACCGGCUUCCUGGGGGGCACCACCACGCUGCUGGGCAUCAGCUUCGCCUACGUGGCCGACACAACCACCAAGAUGAACCGCAACUGGCGCGUGGCGCUGCUGGAGAUGGCGCUGGGAGCCGUGGGGAUUGGCGCCUCCUUCGCGUCGGGACACUUCACAAAGGUGGCCAAGGGCAUCAAGGGCCUCCUGGCGCCGUUCUACUUCGAGGUGGGCGUUGACGUGGUGUGCUUCUUCUACGCCGCCUUCUUUCUGCACGAGACCGUGGGCGCCGGCGGGGGACCGCCGCUCCUCGCCGAUCCCCAGCACGCUCCCAGCGACCGCCACCAGCAGGGGCAGCAGGGGCAGCAGGGGCAGCAGCAGCAGGGGCAACAGGGGCAGCAGCAGGAGGGGCGCCGCAAGACCGUGGGCGACUACGCGCGCGAGACCGUGCGGGGCUUCGUGCUGCUCGUCCGCGCCGGCGGCGACCCAGCGAGGCGGUGCCGCCUGCUGCUGCUGCUCGGCACCUUCGCCACGGUGGCGCUGGCGUUCUUCGGCGGCUCCGGCCUCCUCACCCUCUACCAGCAGGGCCCACCGCUCUGCUGGGGCGCCGUCAUGGUGGGCUACGGGCAGGCGUUCUUCUGCUGCGUCUACGUCACCUCGUUCAUCGGCGUGACGCUGGCGUCGCGCUGCCGCGUGCCCGACGGAGCCAUCGCCCUCGCGGGGAUGGCGUCGUUCGCCGCCGGCAUGGUCACCACGGCGUUCGCCAGGACCUCGCUCGCCAUGUUCCUCGCGAACAUCCCUCUCAUGUUCACCGUCAUGCCGGCACCCGUCAUCCGCUCCAUGCUGUCCAAGGCCGUGCAGCCCAGCGAGCAAGGGGCGGUGUUCGCGGCCGUGGCGUGCGUGGAGAUGGUGAGCGCCCUGGUCUCCACGCUCAUCUUCAACAGCGUCUACACGGCCACCGUCGCCUGGUUCCCCGGAUUCAGCUUCCUGCUCGCCGCAGCCUUCAUGCUCAUCCCCAUGGCGCUCGUAGGGGUGGUGCGCUGCACGAGAGACCCCCAGCCCCACUACACGCGAGUCCCCACCGACAACGGAGACGCGAGCCCAGCCUACGGCAGCAUCCAGUAGCCCCGCCUCCUCCUCCUACCUGGCUCCGCCCACGAGCUCCAUGGCUCCGCCCACCGCCCCCCCCCCCCUUACCAGAUAUUUGGCUCCUCCCCUCCAGAGUCGUCCUCAUCCUGGGAUGUGACCCCAGGUGGCCACCUGACCCCGAGUCGUGAACACUGAACGGAAAUGAACUUGAACGGGCAUCGGUCUGGCUCCGUGAGCCUCGGUCAUUCACACUGAACCCGUGGAGCUGUAGUCUGGUUCUGUGAGUCUCAGCUGUUACACCCCAAGGGCCGUCGGGAUUUUUUGACCCGCGGAAGCUGGGAGAUGUUGACUCCCUCGCCUGGUCUGCAGGAGGCCGUGGGUUCGAUCCCCACCCUGACACCUGCUGCUGUAGAUGUGAAGUCUGCGCCUCUCUCUCUCUCCCCGUGGUCGCGUGGAAUUGUCUCCGGUUCCUCCGUUUUUUUCCCAUCCACAUUUAGAGCCGACGUCACGCGUUUAAAGUUGGUGGCUGCCGCUGUAAAAGUGCCACGUGAUGAUGAUGGUGAUGAGCCACUUCUUCGUUGGGCUGUCAUUUGUGAUGACCAGGUCGCUUCUGAAAGAGCGCUCUGCAGCUCAGUGGAGCCUUUACCUGGUAAAAUAAAUAAACAUCGUUUAUGGUUUAGAUUCAUCCAGCAGUGGAGAGCCCGUGGCUGGGGGUGGCGGUCAUCGUGGUGACCCCGCGACCCCACCACAGUUUGACCCCUGACCCUGCGACCCGCUUCGGUACCGCCACGCUGAGCCCGCGACCCGAGUCAAACAUUCUCGCAAGUUUUAGUUUCAUUCGGAUAGGUGGACUCGGCCUCAAAGGAGUGGCUGUAAACAUCGCCACUGGGGAGACAAAGGCGGUCGGGCGUGGUGCUGCAAUGUGUCGCUUGCAACCGAGUAACGCACGCUCAGGCCGUGCAUCCAAUGCUGCAGAUCGCGUUUAAUUGCCGCUGUCUUUGGUUCCGAGAGCUGCUUCCCAGCAUGCCGGCGAGCUGGCACAACGCCUAUGGCCACGUCGGGUGGUGGAAGGCUUCGUGACGACGAAAAAAAAUUGGCCAAAAACCCGACAAACCCCCCCCCCCCCCCGCACGAGCCUUGAACGUGGCCCGACCCAAACUUCGAUGUUGAAUCGCGUGUGCGUCUGUACGUACGUGUAAAUAGCACUUGCCCCAAAAUCAUGCUUUCACGGGGGAUUUUUACCUUUGUAUAUAGAUGGGGAGCGGUGGCGCAUUUGGUUAACGAGCUGUUCUACUAACCCAGGCACCUGAGUUCGAUUCCCGCUCACGACCAACAACAGUGACAUUGAACUGAACCGGUCCUGGGCCUCUGCUCGGUUUGAUCUACUUGAUGUAGUGUUGUGUAGUAAACAUCGUCACUGGGGAGACAAAGGCGGCCGGGGGUGUUGCUGGCCACCCAACCCCCUCGUGUGCCACAGUGCCGGCCUUCGUCGGUGCUGCUACUCGCUAACAGUGCUUGAAGGCUAUACGAGAUGGUGGGGAGGGGUGGGGGUGUUUGUCUUUGUAUAUAUUUGUAAAACGUUAUCAAAAUAGAGACUCUAAACGCAAUUGCUGUUGUAGAUAGCUUCCACGAGUCUUGCAUUGCCACGCGGUUCGUAUCAACUGGGUUGUGUGCUGCGCUUGUCAAUCUUAUUUUAAAUCAUCUCUUGCUACAGUCGGAUCCACACCUGAGCGGAUACGCGACUUUUCAGGCGUCAAAAUUUUCGACCGACGAUUUGCGGCAGCGCUUUGACCGCGACGCACUUUGGGCAGCUGUGACUGGAGGCUACGACACCCGCAGACGCCAUUUUGAUUCUUCAUGCGGCGUAACCACCGCCCGCUCGGAUGUGGACAAAGCAGUUGCACGGGAGAUUGAGUUGCGCAAUACCGGCGAGCCAACUGGUUGCAUGACCGCUCGCUGAACAGUUUGGACGUCACAAAAAAAAAUGGCUGAUGGUGAAGUCGGUGGUAGUGGCGGUGGUGGGGAGCGGUGGUGCAGCGGUUAGCGCUACGCUCUGCCACAAACCCGUCAACCCGGGUUUCGUUUCCCGCUCACGGCCACCAACACCGGUGACGAUUAUUUGAACCGGUCCUGGGCCUCCCCUAGGUCGACUCAGCCCUCGAAUGGGUACCUGGUGCGAAUGUGUAAACAUCGCCACUGGGGAGACAAAGGCGGCCGGGCGUGGCGCUGGCCACCCACCCCCUUGUGUGCCACAGCGCCGGCCUUCAUAGGUGCUCGCUUAACUGCCCUUGCCCCAACAGUCUCUUAAGGCUACACGGGGAGAUAUUUGUGUUUGGUGAUGGUGGUGAUGAUGGUGAUGAUGAUGAAUAAAUAUGUCUUGGGAAAUAUACAUUAC
This is a messenger RNA of Lethenteron reissneri (Far Eastern brook lamprey), 4004 nucleotides long. Its product is annotated as lysosomal proton-coupled steroid conjugate and bile acid symporter SLC46A3-like. Gene Ontology annotation, cellular component: lysosomal membrane. Lineage: Eukaryota; Metazoa; Chordata; Hyperoartia; Petromyzontiformes; Petromyzontidae. The record is from RefSeq and is a predicted model, not a curated record. Gene Ontology annotation, molecular function: transmembrane transporter activity. Gene Ontology annotation, biological process: vacuolar transmembrane transport.